AUGACUCUGCGAGGAGGCUUUGAGAGAACGUGGUUUGGCUGCUGUAGAGGUGCCUGCUGCUGGGUGUUGCUGCUGGCUUGUUAUUUCCUGAUGGCCAUGGCAGCCAAGCCGAAAAUGCCAGGCCACACACACCUCAAUUCAAUACGCAUUGAUGGGGAGAUAUCUCUGGGCGGACUGUUCCCAGUGCAUGCGAGGGGGAACGACGGCAAAGCCUGCGGGGAGCUUAAGAAGGAGAAAGGGAUCCACAGGCUGGAGGCCAUGUUAUUUGCCCUGGAUCGAAUCAAUAAUGACAAUGAGCUGCUGCCUAAUAUCACUCUGGGGGCCCGCAUCCUGGACACCUGCUCCCGGGACACUCACGCUCUGGAGCAGUCACUGACAUUUGUUCAGGCGCUGAUUGAGAAAGACUCAACGGAUGUCAAAUGUCUCAGCGGAGGGCCGCCCAUCAUCACUAAGCCUGAGAGAGUGGUGGGAGUGAUCGGUGCAUCUGCCAGCUCCGUGUCAAUCAUGGUAGCCAACAUCCUGCGUCUCUUCAAGAUCCCUCAAGUGAGCUACGCCUCCACGGCUCCAGAACUGAGUGACAACACCCGCUAUGACUUCUUCUCCCGGGUGGUGCCCCCGGACACCUACCAGGCCCAGGCCAUGGUGGACAUCGUCAAGGCCAUGGCCUGGAACUACGUGUCCACCGUGGCUUCAGAGGGAAACUACGGAGAAAGUGGCGUCGAUGCGUUCAUUCAAAAGUCUCGAGAGGACGGUGGCCUGUGCAUUUCACAGUCGGUGAAAAUACCACGUGAGCCACGAACUGGAGAGUUUGACAAGAUAAUUCGCAGGCUGAGUGAGAACCCGAACGCCCGAGUAGUCAUUAUCUUCGCCAAUGAGGAUGACAUCAGACGUCUCCUUCAAGCUGCUAAGAAGGCCAAUCAAACAGGACAUUUCAUCUGGGUGGGCUCAGACAGCUGGGGCUCCAAGAUCACCCCCAUUCUGAACCAGGAGGAAAUGGCAGAGGGUGCCGUCACCAUCCUCCCAAAACGACAAUCCAUCAAAGGUUUCGAUCGCUAUUUCAUCAGCCGAACAUUAGAGAACAACCGGAGGAACAUCUGGUUUGCAGAGUUCUGGGAGAACAACUUCCAGUGCAAGCUGAGUCGACAUGCGGCGAAGAAAGGAUCCGGCAUCAAAAAAUGCACAAAUCACGAGCGGAUUGGGAAAGAUUCAUCUUAUGAACAGGAGGGGAAGGUCCAGUUUGUGAUCGAUGCCGUGUAUUCCAUGGCCCACGCUCUACACAACAUGCACAAAGAUCUCUGUCCUGGAAAAGUUGGCCUCUGCUCCAAGAUGGAUUCAAUAAAUGGCACAUUGCUGCUCAAGUACAUCCGCGAUGUCAACUUUACAGGAAUUGCCGGCACACCAGUGGUCUUCAAUGUGAAUGGAGACGCUCCGGGUCGCUAUGAGAUCUACCAGUACCAGAUGGCAAAUAACACCACAGAGUACAAGAGCAUCGGCCACUGGACGGAUCAGCUCCACUUAGACAUCAGUGAGAUGCAGUGGCCGGGUGGAACACAAGAAGUCCCCUCCUCUGUUUGCAGCCAACCUUGCCGUGCUGGCCAGCGCAAGAAGACAGUCAAGGGAAUUCCAUGUUGUUGGCACUGUGAGAAUUGUGACGGGUACCAGUACCAGGCCGACACUUACACAUGCAAGAUGUGCCGUUUUGAUUUGCGGCCUAACGCCAACCACACUGGUUGUGAUCCCAUUCCCAUUGUUAAGCUGGAGUGGAGCUCCCCCUGGGCAGUCAUCCCUGUCCUAAUUUCUGUCUUCGGCAUCAUGGCCACAAUGUUUGUUGUCGCCACCUUUAUACGCUACAAUGACACACCCAUUGUUAAGGCAUCGGGUCGAGAGCUGAGCUACGUGCUGCUGACGGGUAUCUUUCUGUGCUACGCCACAACAUUCCUCAUGAUCUCCACUCCUGAUGUGGUAAUAUGCUCACUGCGACGGAUUUUCCUCGGCCUGGGUAUGAGUAUAAGCUAUGCAGCACUGCUUACCAAGACAAAUCGUAUCUACAGGAUUUUUGAGCAGGGCAAGAUGUCGGUCAGUGCCCCUCGAUUCAUCUCCCCGGCGUCCCAGUUAGUCAUCACUUUCAGCCUGAUAUCAGUGCAGCUCCUCGGAGUGUGCAUCUGGUUCGGAGUUGACCCAUCACAAGCCAUCAUCGACUACCAGGACCAGCGCACGACCAAUCCCGUAAUGGCUCGUGGUCUUCUGAAAUGUGAUAUAUCCGACCUGUCCCUCAUCUGUCUGCUGGGUUUCAGCAUGCUGCUGAUGGUCACCUGCACGGUUUACGCAAUCAAGACCAGAGGAGUUCCCGAGACAUUCAACGAGGCCAAGCCCAUCGGCUUCACCAUGUACACCACCUGCAUCGUGUGGCUCGCCUUCAUCCCCAUCUUCUUCGGGACCUCACAGUCAGCAGAAAAGAUGUAUAUCCAGACCACAACCUUGACCAUCUCCGUGAGCCUCAGUGCGUCCGUCUCGCUGGGAAUGCUCUACAUGCCCAAAGUCUAUGUGGUUCUCUUCCAUCCGGAGCAGAACGUACCCAAGCGCAAGCGCAGCCUGAAGGCUGUAGUCACUGCAGCCACCAUGUCCAACAAGUUCAACCCUAAAGGUGGCCUGAGGCCCAAUGGAGAGGCCAAGUCUGAACUCUGUGAAAGUCUCGAAACACAAGUGCUGGCCUCCAAGCAGACUUACAUAAGCUACAGUAACCAUGCCAUCUAAGACAGAGACGAACCGUAAGAGUGGAGCAAGGGCCUGCUGGAGGAGAAAUCACCUGAUUCUGGGGAAUAGUGGAGAAACACUGGAGGACUUCAACACUUCUACAGCGCAGAGGACCGGGGUGGAAAGAUGGGAAUUUGUCACUCCAUAAAUAGAGAGGAUGUCAUAUUUUUCUAGAGAAUCAGGUAAAGGCUCGGAUGCCAAAAUUUAUGAGAUAGCGAAAUGAUCUGCAGUAGGGAGGGGGGGAGAUUGGACAGUUAAUUUUCCUCUUCCCACCCUUUCUGAGAUGUGAGCGAGAGGC
This is a messenger RNA of Platichthys flesus (European flounder), 3052 nucleotides long. RefSeq names its product metabotropic glutamate receptor 4-like. Gene Ontology annotation, biological process: G protein-coupled glutamate receptor signaling pathway; regulation of synaptic transmission, glutamatergic. Bases 1 to 2754 code for a protein of 917 amino acids. Gene Ontology annotation, cellular component: membrane. The record is from RefSeq and is a predicted model, not a curated record. The transcript is spliced from 10 exons. NCBI's taxonomy places the organism in Eukaryota, Metazoa, Chordata, Actinopteri, Pleuronectiformes, Pleuronectidae. Gene Ontology annotation, molecular function: adenylate cyclase inhibiting G protein-coupled glutamate receptor activity.